ACACACACACACACACACACACACACAUAGCAGUGGUCUGAGCUGAAUCAGAGACUUCAGUCGUAACAGUGAACGCUGGAGAAGCUGCAUGUUGUAACUGACUGUGUGAUUUUACAGCUGACGACAUCACACAGACUCAACUGAAAUCUAAAAAGCUUGUUGUUAAAGGUUCGAACUUCAAACAGUUUCCUGACCGUCUGUCUCUUACAGGAAGUUGGUGACUGAGUCCUGGUGGCGGUGGGCUGGCCUUAGAGCCUGCCGAGCCACCGUCUGAUUGGAGGGUGGUGAUGAUCGCCACUGGCGGCCUCCUGCGGAUCAAUGCGCGGCGACAGGACUCACUGCGCUCCAAAACACACAAACCACACACACACAAGAAGAAGAGCAAAAAGAAGAGCAGGAACGAGGUGGUGGUGGUGAAGGGGAAGCUGCAGCUGUGCUCGCUCUCAGGGCUCGUGGCAGCGCUCGGCAUCAUGGUCCUGCUGAUGGGCGUGGUCAUGGCCGCUCUGGGCUACUGGCCGAGGGACGGGCUGUUUUUCAGCCACCGGCCACAGGAGGGCGCCGCGCUCGCCUCCGUGUCUGACGCUCAGGAAGGAGAGGAAAGGGAGCAACUACAAGGAGGUGCUGGAGGAGCAGAAGGAGCUGAUGGAGGAGCAGGAGGAGGAGAAGGAGGUGAUGGAGGAGCAGGACGAGAAGGAGAUGGAGGAGCAGGACGAGAAGGAGGUGAUGGAGGAGCAGGAGGAAGAGGAGGAGGUGAUGAAGGUUUUAACCAAACAGAAAGCAUCAACGGGACAACUCCUCGAGGUUUUCUGGAGGAUUUCCUCGACAGGUAUCUGUACUCUGAUAGGCUGAAGGUGUUUGGGCCUCUCAUCAUGGGGAUCGGGAUCUUCUUGUUCAUCUGUGCAAACGCCGUCCUGCACGAGAACCGCGACCGGAAGACAAAGGUGAUCAAUCUGCGGGACAUUUACUCCACUGUCAUCGACCUGCAUAGCCUGAAGAGAACCGCCCCCUCCUCCUCAGCCAAUCCCCUCAACGGCCUCGUCAACUACAUCCAAUCAAAGAGCCUGGAGGCCAAGUCCCAGGCGUACCCGGCCUCCCUGCUCAGCAGGAGGGAGGCGGGUGAGCUGUCGUCCAGGCAACCGUUGCCCAGCAGCAGCAGAGGAGGCGGGGACACAGUGUUCAGUAUCGAACAUGGGCUGCAAGACACUCCUCCCUCCCCCUGCUCCUCCCACAGACUCCCCCUCCCUCCCAGCUUCAAACCCACCCCCACCUCCCUCAGCUCCUCCACACUCCCCCUGCGCCGCCCACGGCCUCCCUCCCCGCGGCGGAGGCACUCGGCUCGGGCCAGGAGUGGCCAGGGCUGGGGGGGGUCAGCGGGAGGAGGUGACAGACGGGAGGAGGUAUCCCCCCCCCCGGUGGUUCAACCCCCACCCCCCCAACCUGGCUCCUUCCCGUCCUCCUCCUCCCUCAGCCCAUCCCACUUGUCUGUCUCCUCCCUCUCUCACCUGCUGGCCUGCUCGCCCACUCUGGCCCCGCCCUGCAGGAGGCGGAGCCUCCCAGUGGUUUACAGCGAGCUGUCUCACAGUGAGGAGGAGUCCUGCGAGUGGACGGAGACCGCAGCCUCACAUCAUGUGACAUCACAGGUGGAGGUGACAUCACACAGGCAGUUCUCCAACAGGGAGAAGCUGAGGAUGAUUUCACUGAGGCGGGACGACCAAUCAGAGACUGACUGACUGGUCAUGUGACACAUGAGGAGAACUGUGGAUUUGUGCUUUUCAUAGAUGGACUGACUGGUCAUGUGACACAUGAAGAAGGUCUGUGUGCAGCAAUAAGGAGUCUUCCACCUGAACAGAUGUUUUUAUACCUUUACCUGUGCGCGGUGCGUUCAUGAUCAUGCAGAAGAACCUGAAACUUCCAAACAGGAGCACAACAAAACGUAUCUCCACAGAAACUGAAAAAUGUUAAAUGUUUAAAGUUUGAAUACUUCUGUGCUUCAGUAUCUUUAACCUUUGAAAGCUCCAUGAAUCUGAAUCAGUAUCGAUAGAUUGGACUCGUCUUCCAGUGAAGCAGAGCAGAGCCGGUUGUUUCUGCCUUUAAACUCGUCACUUUCCUAAAGUUCAUCAUUUCAAUCAGAAUGUAACUGAGAGUAAAUGCAGAAGUAUUAGAGGUUUGUAACUCUGAGAGACUCAGUGAAAGGGAUUUAAAGUUGUAGCGAACCAACGUCUUCCACUGAAACCAGCUUCACCUUAACAGCACAACGUCCAAUCAGCUGCUCUGACCGCAGCGUUCAGUCUGAACUGAAACUGUUUCAUUGAUAACAGAAGAAGAAGAAGCACAUUCUGGUCUGAUCUUGGUUUUAUUACCAAACACUUCACUGUGUUUCUGUCUGACAGCAGCAAAAUGUUUCCAUGUGUAACUGAAUUGAAUGAAAACAUUAAAGAAUGAAUAUUAUGAUGUUG
Molecule: messenger RNA, 2456 nt
Organism: Thunnus maccoyii (southern bluefin tuna)
Lineage: Eukaryota; Metazoa; Chordata; Actinopteri; Scombriformes; Scombridae
Product: transmembrane protein 200C-like
Exons: 6
Coding region: 288-1730 (480 amino acids)
Source: RefSeq, a predicted model, not a curated record